Messenger RNA from Lindgomyces ingoldianus, 297 nucleotides. RefSeq lists its product as uncharacterized. The transcript has a single exon. The record is from RefSeq and is a predicted model, not a curated record. Lineage: Eukaryota; Fungi; Ascomycota; Dothideomycetes; Pleosporales; Lindgomycetaceae. The annotation marks the transcript as partial.
CCCCUAAGCCAACUGGACACCCAUUCCACGAACGUCGCCAUCCUAUCCAUCUGCGGUGGCAUCGCGGGAACUAUCCAGAAAUGUGGCGGCUCCCCUGCCUCCACCGUUGGCCAAUCUGGGACCUCGAAGUUCACACUGAACGCCGUGGAUGCGGGCGCGACUAUUAAUAUUAGUAAGGGGCGUUGGGAACGGUGCGUUAAGGCUGCGCAGCUGACCUGUCCGUCGGGGACGUUUCAGAGUACAUGUAUAGGGGGUGCGACGGUGGGGGACGUGGCGUUUAGUCUAACGGAGGCUUAA